Molecule: messenger RNA, 390 nt
Organism: Zophobas morio
Lineage: Eukaryota; Metazoa; Arthropoda; Insecta; Coleoptera; Tenebrionidae
Gene: Cox7c
Product: cytochrome c oxidase subunit 7C, mitochondrial-like
Exons: 3
Coding region: 99-296 (65 amino acids)
Biological process (GO): mitochondrial electron transport, cytochrome c to oxygen
Source: RefSeq, a predicted model, not a curated record
CUGAUAACAGCGCCACUUACGUUGACAGCCAGCGGCCAUUUUCCGAAUUUCUUCCUCACGAGAUAUUUUCCGAAAAUUGUUUGCCUUUACUAACGAAAAUGUUGAACCGAAGCGCUUUAUUCGCCAGGAAUGUAGUCACCAAUUUCGUGAGGAACCACCACGGAGGCAACCCCGGGGAGAACUUACCUUUUGACAUCAACAAUAGGUUUAAAUUGACGGCCAUGUUCAUUGCGUUCUUUGGAUCCGGAUUUGGGGCGCCCUUCCUCAUCUUGAGACACCAACUUCUCAAGAAGUAAACUGUAUUAAGUGUAUAGUCAGAUUAGUAAGAAUUUUUUAAUUCGUAUGUAAGUACUAAAACUUCAUUCAUUCAAUAAAUGUUACUGUAAGUAA